This is a messenger RNA of Macaca mulatta (Rhesus monkey), 667 nucleotides long. The record is from RefSeq and is a predicted model, not a curated record. Lineage: Eukaryota; Metazoa; Chordata; Mammalia; Primates; Cercopithecidae.
AGUCCAUAUAUAGGACUUUAUUGACUAAAGGACAGAUACAUUCAUUUAUAAACAAAUUAAUUAUGCUAAGUGUCUAAAUACAUGUUAUGUGUGGGGCUUACUUUCCCAUUUUAAACAGUAGCCCCUUCAGUAUUAAAUUCAUCCUGUCUCUUCCGGUUCUAGGCACUUCAGGAGCCAUAGCUUAAGGUGCAAACAUAACCAAGACCAACAACCACACCACACACAACCAGUCCUGAAAAUGGCACAGAAAUGGUAUCAAGAAAUCCCAAUCACAAAGAUACGAAUCUCUUAAGGGGGUGGACCCCAAGUUCCUGAGGAACAUGCGAUUUGCCAAGAAACACAACAAGAAGGGCCUAAAAAAGAUGCAGGCUAACAGUGCCAAGGCCAUGAGUACAUGUGCCAAGGUUAUCAAGGCCCUCAUAAAGCCCAAGGAGGUUAAGCCCAAGAUCCCAAAGGGUGUCAUCCGCAAGCUCAAUCAACUUGACUACAUUGCCCACCCCAAGCCUGGGAAGCAUGCUCAUGCCCGCACUGCCAAGGGGCUCAGGCUGUCCUGGCCAAAGGCCAAGGACAAGGAUAAAACCAAGGCCCAGGCUGCAGCUCCAGCUUCAGUUCCAGCUAAGGCUCCCAAAGGUGCCCAGGCCCCUACAAAGGCUUCAGAUUAGAUAUC